This is a messenger RNA of Stegastes partitus (bicolor damselfish), 2352 nucleotides long. It is a transcript of the gene dgkb, whose product is annotated as diacylglycerol kinase, beta. NCBI's taxonomy places the organism in Eukaryota, Metazoa, Chordata, Actinopteri, Pomacentridae. Gene Ontology annotation, biological process: phospholipase C-activating G protein-coupled receptor signaling pathway. Bases 1 to 2352 code for a protein of 783 amino acids. The transcript is spliced from 24 exons. Gene Ontology annotation, molecular function: calcium ion binding; ATP-dependent diacylglycerol kinase activity. The record is from RefSeq and is a predicted model, not a curated record. Gene Ontology annotation, cellular component: plasma membrane.
AUGAGCAACCAGGACAAAUGGGUCACUCUGACCCCGGCUGAGUUCGCCUUGUUGCAGGAAUACACCCAGUACUCGACUAAGAAGCUGAAGGAUGUGCUGCAGGAGUUCCAUGGAGAUGGCGUGUUGGCUAAAUACAACCCAGAGGAGAAGCAGGAAAUCCUCACGCAGGAGAUUGACUUUGAGGGCUUCAAGGUCUUCAUGCAGACGUUCCUGGAAAGUGAACUCCCCGAAGAGUUCUGUCAACACCUCUUCAUGUCGUUUAGCAACAAGGGACCCAAACCCAGUCCCUCAUCCUCUGACAAACCUCGAGUCUCUGGCCUGAAGCUGAUCAAAGGCAACUCGACCCCUCUGAAGACGCCCGCCCUGCCCCGGCCUCUGGAAACAGUGCAGCUCAAGGACAUCGUGUGUUACCUGUCGUUGCUGGAGGGCGGGCGUCCCGAGGACAAGCUGGAGUUCAUGUUUCGCCUCUAUGACACAGACGGAAACGGGUCUUUGGACAGCUCGGAGCUGGAGCACAUUAUCUCCCAGAUGAUGCAUGUGGCCGAGUACCUGGAGUGGGACGUGACUGAGCUGAAACCAAUCCUUCAGGAAAUGAUGCGAGAGAUCGACUAUGAUCACGACGGCACCGUGUCCCUGGGCGAGUGGAUCCAAGGAGGUCUGACCACCAUCCCACUGCUGGUCCUGCUGGGCCUGGAGACGAACGUGAAAGACGACGGGCAGCAUGUGUGGCGACUGAAGCACUUCAACAAGCCGGCCUACUGUAACCUGUGUCUCAACAUGCUAAUUGGACUGGGGAAGCAGGGACUCUGCUGCUCGUUCUGCAAGUACACAGUCCACGAGCGCUGCGUGGCUCGUGCGCCGCUGUCUUGCAUUAAAACCUACGUCAAGUCCAAGAAAAACACAGAGGUAAUGCAUCAUUUCUGGGUGGAAGGGAACUGCCCCACCAAGUGUGACAAGUGUCACAAAACCAUUAAGUGUUACCAGGGCCUGACUGGGCUCCACUGUGUGUGGUGUCAAAUCACGCUCCAUAACAAGUGUGCCUCCCAUGUGAAACCCGAGUGUGAUUGCGGACCCCUGAAGGAUCACAUCCUGCCCCCAAACUCAAUCUGCCCCGUCGUCCUGGAACGGCAGUCAACGCUGAGGAAAGACUCCCGAUCCAGCCAGUCCAGCCGAGGGAAGAUGCAAAGAGCCAACUCGGUGACCGUCGACGGCCAAGGCCUGCAGAUCACAACAAUAGAGGGCACUCAUCCUCUGCUAUUGUUUGUCAAUCCGAAGAGCGGGGGGAAGCAGGGAGAGAGGAUUUACAGAAAGUUCCAGUAUCUCCUGAACCCGAGACAAGUCUACAACCUGGCCAAGAAUGGGCCCAUGCCGGGGUUGAACUUCUUCAGAGACGUCGCCGACUUCAGGGUGCUGACCUGCGGAGGCGACGGCACCGUAGGCUGGAUCCUGGACUUCAUCGAUAAGGCCAACCUGGACAGGAACCCCCCCGUGUGCAUACUUCCUCUUGGCACGGGCAACGACCUGGCAAGGUGUCUGCGAUGGGGAGGAGGCUACGAGGGCGAGAGCCUCCUGAAGAUCCUGCGGGACAUCGAGAACAGCACGGAGGUGAUGCUGGAUCGCUGGAAGAUCGAUGUCACGCCCACAGACAAGGAGGAGCGCGGCGACCCAGUGCCUUACAGCAUCAUCAACAACUACUUCUCCAUCGGAGUGGAUGCCUCCAUCGCACAUCGCUUCCACGUGAUGAGAGAAAAGCACCCUGAGAAGUUUAACAGCAGAACAAAGAAUAAGCUGUGGUACUUUGAGUUCGGCACUUCGGAGACCUUCUCGGCCACAUGUAAGAAGCUCCACGACUUUCUGGAGGUUGAGUGCGAUGGCGUUACUCUGGACCUCAGCAGCAUCUCCUUGGAAGGCAUUGCCAUUCUCAACAUUCCCAGCAUGCACGGCGGCUCCAACCUCUGGGGAGAGAGCAAGAAAAGGAGGGGCAACCGCAAAGGAGGGAAAAAGGGCCAAGACAAAAGGACGCCGGUGCUCGACCCCAAAGAACUCAUGUUUGCAGUUCAAGACCUGUCUGACCAGCUCCUGGAGGUCGUAGGUCUGGAGGGAGCCAUGGAGAUGGGUCAGAUCUACACCGGCUUAAAGAGCGCUGGGAGACGCCUGGCGCAGUGCUCCUCGGUGACCAUCAGAACCAGUAAAUCUCUUCCCAUGCAGAUCGACGGUGAGCCCUGGAUGCAGACUCCCUGCACUAUUGAGAUCGUCCACAAAAACCAGGCUCCCAUGCUGAUGGGCCAACCGCAAGGUCGGAGCUUCUUCUCCUCGGUCAUCAGACGAACGCGCACCGAGAGCAAAGACUGA